Molecule: messenger RNA, 1522 nt
Organism: Anoplopoma fimbria (sablefish)
Lineage: Eukaryota; Metazoa; Chordata; Actinopteri; Perciformes; Anoplopomatidae
Gene: mllt11
Product: MLLT11 transcription factor 7 cofactor
Exons: 3
Coding region: 78-335 (85 amino acids)
Biological process (GO): positive regulation of mitochondrial depolarization; apoptotic signaling pathway; positive regulation of DNA-templated transcription
Cellular component (GO): cytosol; nucleoplasm
Source: RefSeq, a predicted model, not a curated record
AUCUGAUUAAACCUGCAGCAGCAGAGCAGCGACUGCAGAACAAAGAGGGAACCAGCAAACCUCCACCUUCACCAAGGAUGCAGAAAUCAAAGAGCCAAUACGACUCCUUCCUGUUCUGGAGGCAGCCAAUCCCGGCCCUCGACCUGUCGGAGCUGGAGGACCUGGGUCUGACUGGCAGCCCGCCGGCCAAUAGCGUCCAAGGAAAGGAGACGUCGUCCUCACCGAGGCGUCAGAACGAGGAGGGUGAGAUGACUGAGUUUUCCUCCUUUAAUUAUUGGAGAGCUCCGAUCGGCGACGUCGACGCUCUGCUGGCCGACCUGAACCUUCUGCUCUGAAACACAACGCUCCAUCAGCUGACCUCUGACCCCAGAUCACCUGACCCCUGACAUCCCCUGACCUCUGACCCCAGAUCACCUGACCUCACCAAAAUAAGAGCGUGGUUUUCACAAUAAAGCAGAGCAGACAGAGGUCUGCAGAGACUGAUCCUGGUUCAGAUUAAACUCCCACAGCUUUGUGUCUGAUUGUGAUUCAUCCUCUGAACAUUUAUUUAAUAUCAACAGUGUUAUAACCUGGAGUCUGUAUCGCAAUGUGAGUCCAGCUUCGUCCGGCUCUCUUUGGGUUUCCUGUCUAAAUUAUAACUAUUAUAUCUAUAAUAACAAUAAUAACUCCCAUCAUGAAGUUGAACAUCAACAAGAGAACAAAUCAUUGAUGAAACAUGCAGAAAUACCAAAAUCAAAACAACUGGAAAAGAAUAAAACAACCAAAUAUUUCAACAAAGACGAUAAAAUGUUAAAAUAGUUUGAAACGUUUUAAAGUGUAAACAAAGUGAAUGUUGUGAAGCUUCUUCUCUCAGCUGAAGUCUGAAACAUACAGAGGACAGUGAACGCAGCAUCCGCACCUUUACACGUUAUGAUUAUCGGUAAUAAACAGUUUCACUGAUGUGUCAUCGUGAUUUGAUCGAGUGACAUAUAUUAAUAAUGUAUCAAUAAUCUCUUUGUGUUUAACAAGCUUCAUGAAACUGAGUCGAACUCACCGUGUGAUACAGAUCCCAGAUCAGCUCCUUCUUCUCUCCACGCCACCUGAUCUCAGACCUGAUCUCAGACCUGAUCCUGAAUCCAGAUUGUGAUCAGAGGAUUUGAACUCCUUCUGAAUGGACAAAAUAUUAGAAACACGAUUGAUCUUUUUCUGAUCGAGUGAAUCAGCGUUUCUGUGAAAAUGAUUCUCACUGAUUGAAGAAAUGUUUUUGUGUCACAUUAAUUUAUUUAUUAAUUUAUUUAAAGGAGGUGAUGCGUUCAAACACCCUCAGACUAAAGUUUUUAUCUGUUUCCAUUUGUGCCUUUUUGUUAUUUAUUUCCUCCUGAGCUGCUUUUUCAAAAGUCACCUUAUUUAUUAAUUAAUUAAUUAAUUUAUUUAUUUAUGUAUUUCUCAUGUUGUUUUCUCAGCCGGCCUCAAACUGGAUCCACCAGAAGAAAAACUACAAUUCAUCUUGUCAGAAUGUAAAACCUGCCAACAAUAAAAGAUA